This is a messenger RNA of Maudiozyma saulgeensis, 1860 nucleotides long. The record is from the annotation of a GenBank genome assembly. Lineage: Eukaryota; Fungi; Ascomycota; Saccharomycetes; Saccharomycetales; Saccharomycetaceae.
AUGUCUCUACAAAAUUAUAAAAGGCGUAACCAUCAAAAUCCAUACACACCGUUAUAUUCUACUAUUUCAAUAUAUGGAUCUCGAAACAGUAGACCUUCGCUAUUUAGUUCUAGAAGAGUGAUGAGUAGUUCUGGAUAUUCAAUUACCCAAAAUAUUGUGCCUUCGAAGUCUAGGACAGUUUCACUUUCUUCCUCAUUAAGUUCGCGUGACUCCUCCCAUCAUUCAUUAGUCUCGAUUAAUUCCAAUUCAAUAAAUUCUCCAUCUGAGAAUGAUGAUUUACAGAUAUUGGGAGAAACUCAUAGAGGUGUGUUGACAAAUAUAUCUACCGGAUUUCUGGAUACGGGAAGAACUGUCUUACAUAAACUUUUCCACCCUUACCAAAAACCUAAACAGGACAUAAUAGAUUUGACUCAAAACGAAGAUGACGAUAAUGAUAUUAUAAACAAUCCAUCUGAGAAUACAGAUUUGGUCAACACUCCCAAUAAGAGACGGAAAUUAAUCGAUUCAAAAGAUAUAUCGGCAAUCGAUAAUUAUAACAAUAAUAAUAUUAAGGAUGUAUCACAGUUAAAUUUUUCAAAAGAUCCAUUUGGUUGGAAUAAAUGGGAAACUACAGAAAUCGGUGCUCAUGAUAACUAUAAGUCAGACGAAAAUAGUCGUAAUAACAAUGAUAGAUAUAAUAAUAAACAGUAUGGUACACAUUUCUACCGUAGAAACGAACGUCGAAAAGAAAAUAUUAAUAAUGCAAAUAUGAUCUUACGAGGAAGAUCAGACGAAGUAUCAUAUCUAAGGCAGAUAUUUACAGGUGAAUAUGAGAUUCCAAAAAUCAUUAAUGAUGAACGUGAAGAACAAUUAAAAUUACUGGAAAGAGAUAGACAGCUUGGAAAAGCUCAAAACUCCAAAAUUAAGAGUUCAAUUAUUGAUAUAACUGAAAGAAUAAAGAAAGUUCUUAUGGAGAAUAGGAAACUUUUAACUGAACAACCUAACAAAGAAACAGAUGAUGAUUUAAUAUUUGUCAAAGAACAAAAAUUGACCUCUCUAGAAAAGAAAAGACAAGAUUUUUAUAAUGACAGCUUCAAACUAGAUAAAACAUUGCUUGAAUUUAAAAAUGAAUUCAGGAAUUAUAGACAAUUAAUUGAACGCAGGAGACAAAUACAGGAAGAGGUAAGAGCUAAGAAAGAGAAAAUCAAAAAAGUGAAGGUUAUUGUUCCACAAUUAGAUGGUCCACAACUAAACCAAGUAAAGGAAGCUCUAAAUAGACAGGACAAUGGUAUAUUAAGCAAUAAAGAUAAUUUUGAAGUACGAGUUAGGGAUAUUAAGACUUUGGCUCCAAGAAGAUGGUUAAACGAUACUGUUAUAGAAUAUUUUAUGAAAUCGAUUGAAAGAACAACAGAAAACACAGUAGCAUUUAAUUCUUUUUUCUAUACUAGUUUAUCUGAACGUGGUUACCAAGGUGUAAGGAGAUGGAUGAAGAGAAAGAAGGUACAAAUUACGGACUUGGAUAAAAUAUUUGUACCAAUAAAUUUGAAUCAAUCCCAUUGGGCUCUGGUCAUGAUCGAUAUCAAAAACAAAUCUAUCAAUUAUGUUGAUUCUCUAUCACAUGGCCCUAAUGCAAUGAGUUUUGCAAUUUUAAAUGAUUUAAAAGGUUAUGUGAUUAGUGAAAGUCAAGACUCUAUUGGACAGGAUUUUGAAUUGAACCAUUUGAGUUGUCCACAACAACCUAAUGGAUUUGAUUGUGGUAUUUAUGUUUGUCUCAAUACUCUAUAUUUGAGUAAAGAUGUCGAUUUAACAUUCAAUUAUGAAGAUGCCGCUAAAAUGAGAAUAUAUAUUGCGUAUUUAAUUCUAUCCGAUGGGGGUAUAUAA